AUGUUCGCCACGUUGCGAAAACGCCACGUGCGGCAGACUGGAUCAACCGGACCAGCCGGAAGUGCUUCAGGAUCUCAUGGAUCCCAUGGAGCUCCGCUCCCUGCUCUGAGCAUUUGUCGUUUGGAAGCGCCCGAAGAGUUGCUAAAGAAACUGCGGCGCCAUGCAGACGAUCCAGCACUGGCAGAAUUCACUUGUCCGAUUUGUUGGGAACCCUUCUGGCAACCUGUUCGCACGGUAUGUGGCCACGCCUUCUGCGAGGGCUGCUUGCUGAAAUCUGUUCUUGCACAACUUGGUCAUGACCAGCCAGAUGUGUCUUGCCCACUCUGUCGUCAUCCACUUCAUGUGGAUGAUGUCUCAGCAGACGAGGCGCUCCUAACUCGCAUCAGACUAGUGAUUGCCCAACAGAACCGUGAGAUCGAAACACCGGGAACUGCACGGGCUUGUUCUGGCCGCCUCUUUCGUGGAUCUACACGGUCACCCAAUCUGGAGACAGGGAUGCGAACCUUGCACUGCACAGGCCACCCGUGCACUCCAGCACCAGUUGAGUUGAUGAGGGCUCAAACAUCCGGAGCAACAAAGAGACCCAUUCUCGCAAGUUGGAUGCGAGUAGCCCCUGCAAAUGAGUUACGUCCAGCAACUUCAGGCUGCGGACGAUUUCAGGGAAUGAAUGAGUUGCCUGAACCAUCACUCUUUGUGCAGAGCUCCUUUGUAGCUCGUCCGUCCACCACAGGAGCAUGGACUCAGUCCAUGCACAGACGCGACGAUAGCAACAUUGGCACGCUUGGCAGCGUUGGCACCCAUAACGGGGAGAACGGGGAGAGCAGAGCUCUGGCUCCGGGCGCGCUGAGGCGCCCGAGCACAGACGAUAUCCCAGCGAAAAUCUCGAAGCAAGAAGCCCAGCCGCAGCCACUGCAGGCUCACAGGACACAGCCUGUCAGGCUUACAAGCAAGGAGAGCAAGGAGAGUAAGGAGAGCCGAGAGAGUCGAGAGAGCUCCAGGACUGCAGCUUGGGAUCCAGAGUGGGGUGAGGAGUUUGACUGGGAGGUUCAAGAGAUAGGCGGUGCAUCUGCACCAUCAUGUCCAGAUGCAUCCAGUCUGCCCACUCCAGCUGCAGUGAGCUCACAAGCUCAUAUGAAGCCAAGACUUGGAUACGGAGCUGUGAAGCACCAGAGAGCAGCGGAGAAGCAUCUGGGUACCUCCUUGCCACCUCCAAGACUUGCACGUUCGGAGAUGGGCAUGGAUGGCAUCGUUCCAACUCCAAGAACUGCCAGAAGGGAGCACAGAUGGCAGAAGCAAGACCUGAAGACGCCGCUUCCAAAGCGAAGCCUGGCUUCAUCCUGCUGUUCCAAAGGAACGGACGGCAUUUGCAAAUAUUUGCAAAAGAUGCGCGAGCUGCAGUCCAAAAAGGUCAUCGACUGCAGCACCAACGGGACCUUUCUGAAUGGCUUCAGAUUGCCGCCCAAGACAACAGGGAAGGUCCUCUUGUCGCAUGGCGAUGAGCUGCUGCUGCAAGAUCCAGCUAACGGAGACCAAGAGUCGAAGACUCGUACAGGGCUGUGGGAGGCUAUGCGGCCAGACUGCACCAUUUUUGCAUAUGGUCACCGUGUGGUCACCGUGUCGGAAUGUUUCCUGCCCUUUGCAAGGUCAAACUUGCUGGAUAUGGUGGAGCAUGGAGAGGUUGAGCUCUCAAAUGAGUCCAACGACGCAAGCUGUCCAGGUUUGGGAUCGUCAGCCUGCAGCGAUUCGCCCUCGCCAUGCAGCAGGGCAGAGCCCCAGCUCAUUUCAACAGCAUGGUGCUCUCUGAAGCGCAGCAUUCCGGCAACUGUCUGCCUGGUCAUGAUAGGCACUGCGAAGGUUGUUUGCGGCUUUGUUGGCAAGUGGUGCUUCCGGCUGUACCGACGGACUUUCCGAAGGCCGCAGACACCACAGCUGGUUUUACCAGCACAAGUUAAUGAUUUCCCAGGUCCAGCAGAAGAAGUACCGGUAGAAGUUAGUCAAGCGAACCCCCAGCUCGCGGUGCAAGAUUGUCCAAAGACGGACACUUGCCAGACGCCAGCCAUAUUUGGGGAACAAACUGGCACGAAAGUAGCUGGAUUCUAUUUGUAUGAUUGGCAGUUCCCACCAGGAUUGGGGGACAGAGAUUUGGAUGCCUUAGUGAGGGAGGUUCUGGAGGCGUGCUCCGCCAUUGGACCCAUCUCGCAGCAGCAAGCCUUGCGGUUAGUCCUUGGGAUGGGAUACAACAAAGAGUCGGCUGUUUCCAAGUGGCGGGAUGUGGUGGCAUGGCGACAGGCCGAGGAAAUGCAUGUGCUUCGUUCUCGCCUAGAUGAUUUGAUGUGUGGGGAGGCUUCCGUGACCUUUGCGAAUGAUAGUGAUGUGUAUAGCAAGCUGUUCCGUGGCUGUCCGUGUGCCCUCCUCACUAUGGACGAGCGCCCUGUGUCUGUGUGGAAUGCUGGGGCAACAAACGCUGACAAGGUCACAUCUUUGCCCACGGAAGAUCUUAAAGCUUGGAGCCGUGAAGUCUUUGAAUAUGCCGACCUCUGGGUAACGAAACAAACCGAGAGAACCCGGCGACUCACUGGCUACAUCCAAGUUUACAACAUGCAAGGCCUAAGCCUUCGACAUACCUCAAAAGAGGUCACAGAGAGGCUCAAGGCUGCUUUGUCAGCGGGGGGGUUCUAUGUCGAAGCAGUUGCGCACAUUUAUGUCAUCAAUGCAUCGCGCUUGUUCUCCAUGGCAUGGAAGCUGGUUCGAGGUUUCUUGUCGCCCUGGACAGCGUCCAAGAUCACGGUCUCAAGUGAAGUUCCCGACGAACUAAUAGCAGAGCUGGGUGGACCCAAUUCACCAUCUGCGUUGCAUUUGCACCGGCUUCUCUCGGCAGCUUCAGAUGCUUCUUCCCCGGCAACCUUGGCGCCAGUUCUUAGACCACGCAUGGUAUCACCACGACGGAGCUCGGAGGAGAGCGCCACCGGGUCCACAAAAUCAACAGCCACCGGUUCCACACGGUGCUCGUCAACCAGUCAGAGAGAGAGUCAACUCAGAACCUCGUGUGAACAGUGUGAACAUUCUUUUGAAGCUUCUGCUGAAGCAGUACUUCACCAAGGUCUGGAAACAUCUGAACCAGAGGGAUCUAUUUGGAUUGCUGGUUUUUUGUUGCGAGCUGACCAGCUACCACCUGGCGUGGAGGAUCGGGAUUUGGAUGCUUUGGUUGAGCAGGUGUACUCUGAAUGUUGUGCCAUAAGGCCCACCUCAAAACAGCAGGCGCUUAGAUUAAUCCUGGGAAUGGGGUACAGCGGGCCAGCAGCUGUGGCCAAAUGGCGAGAAAUUGUGGAGUGGCGAACUGCCUAUGGCGUUGACUCGAUCCGCCAAGAACAAGCAGAAGCCAUUGCUGCUGAUGGCCCUGUCAGCUUUCCCUAUCGGGAAGAGGUGCAUGAGAAGCUUAUUUGCACAAGUCCUUGUGCCUUUCUAUCCACCACUGGCUGUCCCAUAUCCAUUUGGCAUGCAGGCACUUUGAAUGUGGAGAACGUUUCCCUGUUGACAAAUGAGAAAGUGGCUCAAUGGAGCCGAGCAGUUUAUGAAUACAAAGAUCUUUGGAUCACCGAGCAGAGUGAAAAGAGCAAAAGGCUGGUGGGCUACAUCCAGGUCUAUGACAUGAGCGGCAUGAAUUGGCGACAGUACUCGUCACGGGAAAUUGCUGAGAAGCUGAAGGCAGCUCUGCAAACUGGUGGUUUCUACGUUGAAGCCGUGAGCCACAUGUUUGUGAUCAAUUCCUCUACACUUUUCGCUGCUGCAUGGAGAGUUGUUCGUAAUCUGAUCUCCCCGUGGACUGCCUCGAAGAUCUCUGUCUCACGUGGAAUCCCAGAUGAGCUCAUCCAACUGCUAGGUGGGCCGACCUCAGAGGCCGCGUUGAAAUUUCAGGACCUCCAAAGGAGGACUCCUCGAGGAGCAGCUGAGUGCACUUCGAUUCUUAGACCUGCAUGGCAGGUGGACCCAUCAGCAUCUCCGCGUGGCAUGUCCGUUCUCGCAGAGCUCUCUCGGGAGUCUGUGUCCAGCAGAGCCGACAGAGACGGUCCAGAACCUUCGGAGCCUUCGGCAGCCCGGAUCGGUCGGAUCCGUCGGAUUGCAGGGUUUCUGAUUGCAGAAGAUCAAGUGCCUCCUGAGAUCAGCUUCCACCAAGCCACUUUGGCCGUGGCUGAAGUGCAGGAGCGUUGUCCCAAAGAUUCAGCUCCAACGAAGCAGCAGGCAUUGAGACUCCUCAUUGGGAUGGGCUAUGAUCCCAAUGCGGCUGUGGCCAAGUGGAACGAGAUCACUGCAUGGAGAGCUACCAACAGAAUAGAUGAUGUCAGAAGAGAACAGGCUAGCCUGAUGGCAGGAACUAGCGACAUCCACUUCCCAAAUGAAUUGGAAGUGUACUCUAAGCUUAUCAAAGUUCGACCCUGUGUUCUUCGAGCAGCGGAUGGCUCCCCAGUUUCGAUCUGGCAUGCUGGCAGCCUGAACACAGGGAGCCUUUCGAGCCUUCCUUCAAAUGAUGUUUCAGCGUGGAGCCAUGCUGUGUUUGAGUAUAAAGACCUGUGGGUCUCACAGAAGAGUGAGGAACAGAAGAGAUUGAUGGGAUAUAUUCAGGUCUAUGACAUGCAAGGUGUGAGUUUUCGACACCUCUCCUCCAGAGAGCUUAUGGAUAAGAUGAAGUGUGCUUUAGAAGUUGGCAGUUAUUACAUGGAAGCAGUUGCCCACAUGUACGUCAUCAAUGCCUCUGUGCUUUUCUCAAUGGCUUGGAAGGCGGCCACAACUACAGACCUUGGUGGUCCGAAACUUGAUUCCUCCACGGACGGCUUCAAAGAUCACAGUUUCCAAGGACAUACCAGAGGAUUCUUGGCAGAUGCUGUGCAGGAAUUGGUGCAGGCUUUGGGCCCUCAAUCUGCAGCAUUGAAAUCUCUUAAAGAGAUGUGCAAAGAGAUGCUUGAGAAAAGUGGAGACGUCAGUCAACAUUCUGGGGAAGUCUUGCGUCCCUGA
This is a messenger RNA of Cladocopium goreaui, 5010 nucleotides long. The record is from the annotation of a GenBank genome assembly. Lineage: Eukaryota; Dinophyceae; Suessiales; Symbiodiniaceae.